AUGAUACUCGAGCAUGUACUUGUUUUGAGUGCUUUUUUAUUUUCUAUCGGGAUUUAUGGAUUAGUCACGAGUCGAAAUUUAGUUCGCGCUCUUAUGUGCCUUGAACUUAUAUUGAAUGCAGUUAAUCUAAACUUUGUAACAUUUUCUGAUUUUUUUGAUAGUCGCCAAUUAAAGGGAAACAUUUUCUCCAUUUUUGUUAUAGCCAUUGCAGCCGCUGAAGCAGCUAUUGGACCGGCUAUUGUUUCUUCAAUUUAUCGUAACAGAAAAUCCAUUCGUAUCAAUCAAUCGAAUUUAUUGAAUAAAUAG
Spinacia oleracea (spinach) is the source of this 306-nucleotide messenger RNA. NCBI's taxonomy places the organism in Eukaryota, Viridiplantae, Streptophyta, Magnoliopsida, Caryophyllales, Amaranthaceae. The record is from the annotation of a RefSeq genome assembly.